AUGACCUUCUCAAGGUUCUUGCCUCUAUGCGUUACAGUGUCAUGGCGUCAAAAUCUUGAACUCAACCAAUGGUGUGUUAACUGCAAAAUUAAUAGAUCCAUUUAUACAGCUUCUCCUGCAAAUAACUCUAUUAAAUCAGUAAGGCUAAUUAAUUCAUUUAGUUACUUAACUGAUAACUCAGUUUUAAAAAGGUAUAUCUUCACUUCUUCAGUAUUUUGUAAGCUCUCAACUCCAAAAAACGAAUCAUCUGACCCAAAAAAGCAUGGCUCUUUUACGGGAAGAAAUUCGCCUCCUAAGAGAGAUUGUUUUCAUCCAGGAGUCUCAUCUUUGGCUCGAGAAAAAAUAUAUUUUCCUCAGGCUACGAAAGUUACUGGUUUGGACAUGAUCAAUGCAAUGAUGUCGUAUAUUUGGCCAAAGAAUGAUGCACAAAUCAGAAAAAGAGUUACAAUUGCAUUAGGUUUAUUGGUGGGUUCUAAAGUUUUAAACGUUUCUGUACCUUUUUUUUUUAAAUGUGCCAUUGAUGGGCUGAAUACUGGUCUUAACAUGAAUUCACCAGAAGAAGCUCUUUUAACUGCUGCAGUUUCACUCAUGAUUGGAUACGGUAUUGCUCGAGCUGGAGCUGUCGGAUUCAGUGAACUAAAAAAUGCUGUUUUCGCAAAAGUUGCUCAGCAUUCGAUUAGAAAAAUUGCUAAAAAUGUAUUUCUUCAUCUACACUCUUUAGAUUUAUCUUUUCAUUUAUCAAGACAAACAGGCGCUUUGUCAAAAGCUAUAGACAGAGGGAGUAGGGGUAUUAAUUUCGCUUUAAAUUCAAUGGUAUUUAAUGUGGUGCCAACUGUAAUCGAACUCAUCUUAGUAUGUUCUAUAUUGGGUUGGCGUUUCGGGCCAGAGUUUGCAACGGUUGCUUUGUCAUGUGUCGGAGUUUAUGCUGCUUAUACUCUCGGAAUAACACAAUGGCGGACGAAAUUUAGGGUAUACAUGAAUCAAGCAGAAAAUGAUGCCGGAAACAAAGCUAUUGAUUCUUUGAUAAAUUACGAAACGGUCAAGUAUUUUAAUAACGAAAAAUUUGAAGCCGAUCGAUACGACAGUGCUUUAAAAAAAUACGAAACGGCGAGUUUAAAAACGUCAACAAGUUUGGCUUUACUUAAUGUCGGACAAAAUGGAAUUUUUAGCGUGGCUCUAAGUGUAAUUAUGAUUCUUGCUGCAAAAGAAAUAGUCAAAGGAAACAUGACAGUCGGGGAUUUGGUCAUGGUCAAUGGUUUAUUAUUUCAAUUAUCAGUACCAUUGGCAUUUUUAGGAUCAGUUUACAGAGAAGUCAGACAAGCUUUAAUAGAUAUGCAAACCAUGUUUUUGCUUAUGACCAUGGAUCCACAUAUCAAGAAUAAAUCUGGAGCUCCGCUAUUGAAAAUAUCUCCAGAAACAGCAUCUAUCGAAUUUCGUAACGUCUUCUUUCAAUACGAAGAAGGAAAACCAAUUUUGCAAAAUUUAUCGUUUGUGAUUCCUCCUGGUAAAAAAGUUGCCAUCGUCGGCGGUUCAGGCUCAGGGAAAUCAUCGAUAAUACGACUUCUGUAUCGAUUUUUCGAACCGGAUUCCGGUGAAAUAUUAAUCAACGGGCAAAAUAUCAAAGACGUGGAAUUAGAAUCUCUGCGAAAAAAUAUUGCGAUCGUACCACAGGAUAGCGUACUCUUUCACGAUUCGAUUUAUUAUAAUUUACAUUACGGUAAUUUAAAUAAAACUCGAGAAGAAGUUUUCAAAGCUUCCUCUCUGGCCGAUUUGCACUCAACCGUUUUGCAAUGGCCUAAAGGUUACGACACGCCGGUGGGAGAAAGGGGAUUAAAAUUAUCCGGCGGUGAAAAACAAAGGGUCGCCAUUGCCAGAGCAGUACUAAAAGAUUCACCAAUAUUAAUUUUCGACGAAGCCACGUCAAGUUUGGAUUCGAUUACAGAAAGAAACAUAUUGGACGCAUUGAAAAGAGCAACGGAAAAUAAAACGUCAAUUUGCAUCGCUCAUCGUUUGUCGACCGUUCUCGAUGCAUCGGAAAUUCUCGUUUUAGAUAAAGGAAAAAUUGUCGAGAGCGGAAAUCAUUACAAUUUACUCUCUUCUAAAAACAGUCUGUAUUCAGAACUUUGGGAAAAACAACAAUUUGGAAUACCUUCACCGGCAGCAUGA
This is a messenger RNA of Pediculus humanus corporis (human body louse), 2166 nucleotides long. Its product is annotated as ATP-binding cassette subfamily B, member 7. Gene Ontology annotation, biological process: transmembrane transport; intracellular iron ion homeostasis. Gene Ontology annotation, cellular component: mitochondrial inner membrane. Gene Ontology annotation, molecular function: ABC-type transporter activity; ATP binding; ATP hydrolysis activity. The transcript is spliced from 13 exons. The record is from RefSeq and is a predicted model, not a curated record. Bases 1 to 2166 code for a protein of 721 amino acids. Lineage: Eukaryota; Metazoa; Arthropoda; Insecta; Psocodea; Pediculidae.